Molecule: messenger RNA, 680 nt
Organism: Aedes aegypti (yellow fever mosquito)
Lineage: Eukaryota; Metazoa; Arthropoda; Insecta; Diptera; Culicidae
Product: F-box/LRR-repeat protein 13-like
Exons: 2
Coding region: 161-607 (148 amino acids)
Source: RefSeq, a predicted model, not a curated record
CCGUUACCACAUUCGCAACGAACCACAAAUUGCUAGAAUACUUGAACAUUACCUGCUGCAGUCGGUUGACCUCGGGAGCGAUCAAAGCCAUCGCUAGCAGCAUGACUGAAUUGAAGCACCUGGUGUGCAACAAUCAAUACGAAGGUGUGAUCAGGCUAGUAUGGCACUGCUGGCCAGAAUGCCGAGCCUUAGGAAGAUCCAGUUCAAAAUCAACGGCUACAACACGAUUGAUCAUAUGCUGGAAGGAUUUGCCGAAAUGAAUCAACUGGAGCAUCUGGAUCUCUCGGACGGUCUCUUCACCUCGAUCGACUACAAUGUCCUUAGCCGGUUAACUAAUCUCAAAGAACUGAAGCUGAAUUACAAGCUGGACUUUGCCGACGAACACUUGGCCAAGUUGUGCAGUACAGGUCGCUUUAUCGAGCUGCACAUUGCCGGCUGUACGAAGAUCACCGACAAGCAGCUGAUCGAGUUCAUUCGCAAGAACCCGCAGCUAAAGCUGUUGGACAUAUCCUACUGCCAGAUAACGGAGGGGUUGAUCUUCUCCGCGAUCGACAUCCUGAAGGAGCAAGCGGUCGGCUGUCGGAGGGAGGUCGCCAGCUCAAGAUGAUGGUUGGCCAAACCAGCAUCUGCCAAGUGAUAUUGCAAAACACACUGGUCGAAGCCAAUCGACAUCUGCUGAC